UGAACGCGUUAUUUUGCUACACAUUUUUAAAAGCAAUCAAAACAUCAUUUUACUACUUGUUCGUGUGUCUCACAAUUUCUCUUAAGCGAUCAAGCUCUAUUUAUUAUUGAAUUCAUCCAUACUUUUAUUUUAGCCAUGAUACUACCCAACAUCACUUUUAUGGUCGCUUUUGCUGCUGUUGGCACACUAGGCGCAAUGUCCAGUACUGUCUCGAGCAGAGCAGAGUUCUCUCCUAACACUGGCCACAAUCCAAGCAAAAGCACCCUAGGGAACACUAACGCGCAUCCAACCCCGUUUGUCAUUCCCAGCCUGCAGGAGUGGGACGGUGGCAAUGGUGUCUGGGUGAUAAACAAGGUGACCCGUAUUGUCGUUGAUUCAGAAUAUGCCAAUGGCAUUGCCCUCGACUUCAAGCAUUCAUAUAUGGCCAAUCCAUCCCAUCUCCAAGAAUUUGCAACCAGCUUCCAGUCCGACAUUAAACAGGUAACAGGAAUCGAAAUAGAUGUUGCGAUCUCAAACAAGUACUCAAAGGGCGACAUCUUCAUGACACUCGGCGCCGAAAUUAAAGACCCAAAGCUCAAUAACGAGGGAUACCACUUGUCUAUCAGCCAGAUGGGAGUGGUCAUCCAGGCCGUUACUUCCCGCGGUGCCUUCUGGGGUACUCGCACACUACUGCAGAUGCUGAUAUUGGCCGACAAGAGUGGUUUUGCGCUGCCUCAGGGCCAUACGCGCGACUACCCCAACUACAAUGAACGCAAGUUUGUGCAGGACAUUGCUCGCAAACCAAUCCCCAUGUCAGAUCUCAAGGAGUACGCCAUACUAACGUCAUUCUACAAGUACAACACGCAUCAUUUGCACUUCAAUGAUAAUGCUGGCAUGCGGACAAAAGGCUUGAUGCCAGACUGGGCAGCCAAGUAUUCGGGUUUCCGCCUCAAGUCAGACAACCCUGCAUUUUUUAUGUAUGCCAGCAGUGACACCGCAUACACAAAGCAGGAUAUGCGCGAUUACCAGAACUUCAUUAAGGUCCGCGGUCUGGAUCUAAUCCCCGAGAUUGACACACCCGCACACUCACUUUGUUUCACCAGAUUUCAUCCUGAGUGGUCCAUCCAGGAGGACACUGCUCGCGGCGAUUGGUUGGAUCUGGAAAAUAAGGACGUAUGGUCCUUCGUUGAAACCCUGUGGGCCGAGUUUAUAGGGUGGUUUGACUCGCGCGAAAUCAGCAUCGGCGCCGACGAAUACGACGAAUCCAAAGGUGACUUGGCACGCAAGUUUGUCAAUCAUUGCCACAGGUACUUUGCCACCCGCUUUAAUCGAACCAUCCGCAUGUGGGGCUCCGACGUUAAACUACCUGGCACUGUCGAGAUAAACAAAUCCAUCCAUACCGACCAUUGGGAUUUUACUUACAGCAAUCCCGUCGAUCUGGUGAAGCGAGGCCACAGGGUGUGUAAUCUGAACGCACCCGAUGUUUAUUUAGUCCCACGCUCACACGCAUACUCGGAUUAUUUUGACCAGCAAAAGCUGUACGAGCUCUGGGAGCCCUGGGUAUUUGACAUUUUGGACCGCACUAACACCAGUCGCAACCUAAGCCCCACCGAGCCCCUGCUUACAGGCGGUGGAUUUGCCAACUGGAACGACUUUCUCGGCGAAUCAGUUACCCGCGUUGAGCUCUAUGAUCGCGUGUCUCAGGCAGCCGGUGUUGUCUCUGAGAAAAUGUGGACUGGAUCGAGGAACACGGACAGAACGGCCUACGACGACUGGGCGCCCCUGGCCAGGAAGUUGCGUGAAAGCAUUCCAGGAAUCACGCUGACGCGUCGCCCAAAAUCCAAAAGCUCAUUCGUCAUCAUCUAUGACUUUGAGGACGGCGCAGCAGAGGAUAAAUCCGGCAAUGGCUACGACGGCAAGCUAAGCAGCAGUGCCAGGAUCGUCGAUGCUGGUGAGGGCCACGGUAAAGCAGUGCAACUGUCUGUCAACUCAUACAUCACCACUCCUCUCGAGAGUAUCCGCUAUCCCUACACGAUCGGCAUGUGGGUCAAGCCCAGCGGCAUGCAGCCUCACAAUGGUGUGCUUCUCGAAUCCGGCGAUGGCAAGCUCCUAAUCAGCAACAGCCCCGCGCACACUGUUACAUUUGAGCAGGACAGCAACCACUACGCCACGCAGAUCAUCCUUCCUCCUGAUACCUGGUCGCACAUUGCCUUUUCUGCUGAUAAGGACAGAACAUCGGUCUUCUUCAAUAUGCGCCGCCGGGCUAUCGUCAACUAUUUCAAUCCGCGCUGGGACCAGAUGUGCAACGAGACCAUAGUUGUCACUGGCCCUAUCAGCUCCAUUGGCAGCAGGUCUGGCAGCAGCUUCAGCGGCCUGGUCAACGGCUUCUUCGUGCUCAACCGAGCAAUCAACGCCAGCGAGCUGGCUUUCCUCGCCAAACGCUACGCCAAUGCCCUCCCCUGACGACCAAAUUCAUAAAGGCUUUGCUUAGUUUAAGAGUGAGCAAGUUGAAAUUUAAAAUCCAAGAGAAGUUCAAAUGCUUUUCAGUUCUUUAAGGUUGCGUAUGCAUUAUUUUCUU
This is a messenger RNA of Kickxella alabastrina, 2557 nucleotides long. RefSeq names its product glycoside hydrolase superfamily. The record is from RefSeq and is a predicted model, not a curated record. The coding region runs from base 136 to 2442 and encodes 768 amino acids. The transcript has a single exon. NCBI's taxonomy places the organism in Eukaryota, Fungi, Kickxellomycota, Kickxellomycetes, Kickxellales, Kickxellaceae. Gene Ontology annotation, biological process: carbohydrate metabolic process. Gene Ontology annotation, molecular function: beta-N-acetylhexosaminidase activity.